Molecule: messenger RNA, 366 nt
Organism: Gaeumannomyces tritici R3-111a-1
Lineage: Eukaryota; Fungi; Ascomycota; Sordariomycetes; Magnaporthales; Magnaporthaceae
Exons: 1
Coding region: 1-366 (121 amino acids)
Source: RefSeq, a predicted model, not a curated record
AUGCACUUCUCCGCCGCUACCCUUAUCACCCUCCUGGCCGCCACCCAGGUCGCCGCCGCGCCCCUGGCCGUCACCGGGAGCGACGCGGCCGCCGUCCGCAUCGCCAAUCGGGACGUCUCCGCGUCCGCCGCGGGCGCCGCCGCGCAGCCGCUCGUUGCCCGCGACGAGGUGGCCGACGAGGUGGCCGACGAGGCCCCCGCCGCCGACGAAGAGCCCGAGCAAACCGCCCCGAGGCUGACCGCCCGGCGCACCGGCGGGCGCACCGGCGGGCGCACCGGCGGGCGCACCGUCGGGAAUCCGACGGGCGCCGGUGGGGGCAUGGUUUCCGCCGCCGUGUGCGGUACGGGCAUGUGGUCGGGCUGCUAA